Messenger RNA from Plutella xylostella (diamondback moth), 2309 nucleotides. Lineage: Eukaryota; Metazoa; Arthropoda; Insecta; Lepidoptera; Plutellidae. The record is from RefSeq and is a predicted model, not a curated record.
UUGACAGCUGACAGCUGUCAAUAGAAAGAAAAAAAGAAAAUUGGGAAACUUAAAAAAAUUUCAAAUCUAGUUCUCAACUUAUUUUACAAUUUUCUUUCACCUUGAAAGUAUCUUCAAUUUAACUUUAAAUUAAAGUACACCUGAAACCAACAUGUCAUCUAAUGCUCCCUAUGUAACGGCGGCAGUGGCAGCCGGAGUCCUGGGUUCGGCUUACUGCGCCUACUACAUGUACCAGAAUAACAAAAAGAGACUUCCACAGACUUGGAAUUAUGUUGGCACUUUGCAUGAUAUUUACACAUACCCAGUAAAAUCUUGUGGUGGAAUUAAGUUGGAGAGCUCGGAAUGCUCUAUUCUAGGCUUGAAAAACUCAUGGCUGAGGGACAGAUGCCUAAUGGUAGUUGAUGAGAAGAUGAACUUCAUAACAGCCCGGGCAUACCCGGAGCUGGUCAUGGUGCAACCGUCUAUGCAGGGACCCGUGCUGUCCCUGAAGCAUGAGGACCUGGGAACUAUUCAGGUUGAUUUAGCUGAGGUAGUAGCUACAAAGAAAGCUGAGACGGCCACAGUGUGGGGUGUGCCCGUGCAAGUGCUUGACUGCGGCUCGCAUGUCAGUGAAUGGUUCACCAAGUUGCUGCAGCCAAGUGAGCACACAUUCAAGCUGGUGUACUAUGCCACUCCUAAUCCCAGAAAGCUCAGGAGCACCACCAACAAAGCCUACAAAUUCACCAAAAAUGAUACAGGAGCUCUACCAGAUGAAGUACCGUUUAAUUUAAUUAACGAAGCCUCUGUAGAUGAGUUAAACUCUCGUUUGGGUAAUGUCAAGGUCAGCCACCGCAACUUCCGGCCCAACUUUGUAUUAACAGGAUGCAAAGCUUUCGAGGAAGAUAACUGGAAAUUCAUUAAAAUCGGCGAAAAUGUUUUUGAGAUAAUCAAGCCUUGCACAAGGUGCAUAUUGACUACUAUUGAUCCCGAGACGGGUGUACGUAAUGCGAACAGUGAGCCCCUUGAGACUUUAAAAAGCUACCGUCAGAUCGAGGACCCGGCGCUGCGGCGCUCGGCCGGCGAGUCCCCGCGCAUGGGCCUGCAGAUGGCGCUGCGCACGCCGCCCGGCGCAAGUGUCAAACUGAACGAUAGCAUUUAUGUAGAGUUAAAAUCAUCAAAAAUGACUCCAAACCCUUCACUUACAACAAUAUCGGUGGCCUCAGCAGCUGGUUUGCUUGGCACAGCCUACGUCACGUACUACUUGUACCAGAGGCAGCGAAGGAAGCUUCCUGACACGUGGACCCGUGUGGGGACGCUGAGCGACAUUAUUGUCUACCCUAUAAAGUCGUGCGGUCCCAUACGGCUGGAGACAGCUGAAUGCACCAUCUUGGGCUUGAAAGACGCCUGGCUGCAGGACAGGACCCUAAUGGUCGUCGAUAAGGAUAACAACUUUGUAACAGCCAGGAUUUAUUCAGAGUUGUAUAUGGUGCAGCCGAUUGUUCAUGGAUCCGUCCUGACAUUGAAACACAAAGAUAUGGAACACAUCAGAGUUAAUUUAGCUGAGGUGGUAUCGUUAAAGAAGCCUGAGAAAGCAACGGUAUGGGGAAUAACUGUUCCAGUAAGAGAUUGCGGAUGGGAAGUCAGCGAAUGGUUUUCUAGGCUUUUAGCUCAAAAGACCCAUGAAUUCAAACUGAUGUACUAUGCAUCCGAGAACUGUCGAUCAGUGGGCACUGAAAAGUUCAGAAAAUACUACAAAUACACUAAAAACGAUUGUGGUGCAUUUCCGGACGAUACUUCCUACAGCCUGAUAAACGACGCCUCGGUCCAGGAUCUGAAUCAGCGACUGGAGAAGCCCAUAACCUACGACAACUUCCGCCCCAACUUCGUGCUCAAGGGGGCUAAACCAUACGAAGAGGACAAAUGGAAGUUUGUCAAGAUCGGUCAACACAUCUUUGAAAUCAAACAGCCUUGCACUCGGUGCGUGAUGACUACAAUGGAUCCAGAGACAGGAGUGCGCCACCCAGAUGCUGAACCGUUGAAAACACUCCGAAGUUACAGAUUGGUUGAAAACCCGGAGGAGCGUCACUUUUCCGGAACAUCGCCGAAAAUGGGUUUGCAGAUGACGCUGCGAUCCCAACCAGGAGGCCACGUCUCGCUCAACGACGACGUAUUCGUAGCCUAGAUCUAGAUUAUAUUUCUACACACCUAGCAUAUAGCUCUGUUAUUACAUGCUCCAGCCACAAUCACUAUAAUCGUCAAUAACAAUUAAUGCAUGUUAAAUAAAGUACUUCUACUAAUCAAACGAAAUGAAAUAAAAAUCUCAAAUAAAA